CAUCAGUCGGCCGUCGUCGACAGUAAACUGUAUGUCGAUGGCGGCUUCGUGAACUGGAAGCCCUUCACCGAGACGUCUCAGAAUCUCACAAACCCCUUUCUCGUCUUCAGCGACCUUGACGACUCUGCCCAAGGAAUGCCCACUCUACACGCGAAUCUCUCCAAAAACGCAACAAUUCCGAGCGUUCACGGCGGAGCGUUGUGGGACGACUCGGUAAACAAGCGGCUUUACCUGUUUGGGGGUGAAACGACUCAGGGACUGCCCACCAACUUUGUUCUGUACAGCUACGACAUCCUACACAACCACUGGCACUCGCUCGGUCCGCCAACCGGACCCGUUAUUCCGACGAGUUAUGGUGCAGGUGUUUCGAUCCCCUCGAGGGGUGAGGCGUACUACUAUGGUGGCUGGUUCAACAACGCAUCGGUUCCCGGUUGGACAGGGCCGCCCUUGGCCUCCAACAGAUUGAUCAAGUACACCAUGGACUCGAACACUUGGAGCAACCUCACGGGACCCGACACCGUCAGGAGGGCAGACGGCGUCAUGGUGUUUAUCCCCAUCGCAGAUGCCGGCAUGUUGGUGUACUUUGGCGGCAGCAAGGACCUGUACGGAAACGGUACCCUGACUCCCGAGCCGCUAGACACAAUUUUCCUGUACGACGUUGCAAACGGGAAGUGGUACGCCCAAAAAACGUCGGGUCGCACCCCUGAGAGCCGACGGCGAUUCUGCGCAGGGGCUACGUGGGCUCAAGAUCAGUCCAGUUACAACAUUUAUCUCUACGGAGGCGCGGGCUUCCCGCCGGAUACCACGGGCUACGACGACAUUUACGUCCUGUCCAUCCCCAGCUUCCAGUGGAUCCGCGGCCCCUACCCACUGGGCAGCAACGUAACAGGCCCUUACCCCAAGAGCAUGAUGACUUGCAACGUUGUCCGCAACGCGCAGAUGCUGAUCAUUGGGGGCACGUACUUCAACAACACCGACUUCAUGUGCGACGCCGAGUCGGUGUGGGGGCAGCACAACAUGGCCCUGUCGCAAGAGAAUCCGGACAAUGACAUCUGGGGCGAGUACAUACCCAGCGUCACGACUUACACCGUGCCUAGCUUCAUCCUGACGGCCGUGGGCGGAGACAAAACCGGCGGCGCAACCGCGACGAAACCCGCAUCGGGCUUCGUAGCCCCUGAGCUGACGGCUCUAAUGACAAGAAAGGCCGUCAUAACACCCCGUAGCCCGACGAGGUCUAUUCCUACCCCUGCUCCAACUCAGAGCAACCCUGGAAACGAAACAGAGGGCCCCGCCCCGGUGUUGAGCACCGGCGCGAUAGCGGGCAUCGCGAUAGGGGGUUUCUUUGGUCUCCUCGCUCUGGUUGCCAGCUGCUGCCUGCUCGUCCGCCGUCGGCAGGUAUACUACGCAAACCCGCGCCAGGACGGCCAGAGCGUUCCGUCCGAAGCCUGGGGUACUUCGAUUCCCUCUGUCUUCUCCCCCGCAGUCAGCACGCAGGCAACAACCUACGUCCCACCGGUCCAGUCCCCGAUCCUGCUGCCUUCGUCACCGAUAUAUCCGCGUGCAGAACUGGCAACGGACUACAGCCAGAGAUAUGCUGCUUGGGCUCGGAGCAUGCCCGGAAGCCCUGUAGGCGGCGCCAAACGAGAACCUUCGUUCCGGCAACGCUCCCAGUCAGUGACUGGGGGCGAAGGGAUACCUCACCACAUGCACCCUGGAGGUGUCAGUCCGAGGACCCCAUUUGGGGGGAGUAGGGGACCCGUCCCGGGAGCACCGUUCUGGGCUCCUCCCUCGCCGCAGCCUCCGGCGUAUGUUUCGCAUGUCACGGUUCAGACGCCGCAGGCAAGAUUUCCUCCGUCACAUUCACGGGUGCCGGUGGAUCAGGAUGGGGUGGAUGAAAUCCGCCCAGUGUCGGCUUCGCAUCAGGGGUCUAUAAUGUAAUUUUGAAGUUGCCAGGAGUCUGAGACGCUCUCCCCGCUCUAU
Messenger RNA from Canariomyces notabilis, 1980 nucleotides. RefSeq lists its product as uncharacterized. NCBI's taxonomy places the organism in Eukaryota, Fungi, Ascomycota, Sordariomycetes, Sordariales, Chaetomiaceae. Bases 136 to 1938 code for a protein of 600 amino acids. The record is from RefSeq and is a predicted model, not a curated record. Gene Ontology annotation, molecular function: protein binding. The transcript has 3 exons.